Periophthalmus magnuspinnatus is the source of this 8302-nucleotide messenger RNA. RefSeq names its product microtubule associated serine/threonine kinase 3a (gene mast3a). Gene Ontology annotation, molecular function: ATP binding; protein binding; magnesium ion binding. The record is from RefSeq and is a predicted model, not a curated record. Gene Ontology annotation, biological process: intracellular signal transduction; peptidyl-serine phosphorylation. The transcript is spliced from 27 exons. Lineage: Eukaryota; Metazoa; Chordata; Actinopteri; Gobiiformes; Gobiidae. Bases 353 to 4504 code for a protein of 1383 amino acids.
GCUGCUGCCGCUGGAAACUUUGGCUCACUUCACUUCUUAUUAUCACCGGAGGAGCCCCAGGAUAAUGUAAAGCUCCGUACUCUAUACCUCCAUACUUUCACCGGCCAUCUGCAUCAUGAAUUAACCCCGGGACAUGGGUGUUUCCUCGGCGUUCCUCCAUCAUCUCCUCCCCGUCCUACCGUGGCUCUGGGCUCCUCUUGCCCCGCAGCUGAAUGGAGUUUCGCCCGUCGGACACUGCGUUCCCUUGGCCAGCGCUUUCUGUUCUCCCCGGAGCCGAACAAACAGCGGACAUUAGCGUUAUGCCUUCCAUUUAACCCCGUUUUCUUCAUUGGAUAUCUGUCAUAAAAUCAACAUGUCGGACCAAAAUUACUACUGGACUGUGCUGCCUAGCUACAAAACUAGCUUUGUGACUGGAGCAAUGAUGAAACGCUCCAAAAGUUCCCGUAACAACAAGAGGAGGAGUUUGGCGACCGCAACCCCGUCCCCCACCCUCUCCAGACCGCUCUCACCUUUGCCCCUCUCCACAGCUGGCAGCAGUCCUUCAGAAAGUCCCAGGAAUGUCUCGUCCAGCUCCUCUGCCAACUUCCAAUUCGCCCGCAGCCAGCUGGCCCGCAAUGAAAGACCUGAUGGCAGGAGGUGGUCGGUGGCUUCGGUACCUUCGUCUGGAUACUGCACCAACGCACCCAGUUCUUCUGUCUCUUCAUCGUCGUCCCAGGAGCUUUUACACCAGCUACCCUUCCAGCCCACACAGGACGAUCUGCACUUCCUGUUUAAACACUUCCGCAGCACCGAGAGCGUGGCGGAUGAGGACCCAUGCCACCCAUCUGUGCCCGCCCAUAGGGUACGCUCCAGGAGUCUCAGCCCCGGUCGGACGUGUGGCUCCUUUGACAAUGAGAUCGUUAUGAUGAACCAUGUGUACAGAGAGCGCUUUCCCAAGGCCACAGCUCAGAUGGAGGGCCGCCUCGUGGACAUUAUCGAGGAGUGCUCCCCUGGCUCUGCUCUCCCUUUGGCUGACGGGGUCCUGGGAUUCAUCCAGCACCAGCUCCUGGAGCUGGCCCGAGACUGCCUAGACAAGUCCCAGAGCGGCCUGGUCACGUCCCGCUACUUCCUCGAGCUACAGGAGAAACUGGACAAGCUACUGCAUGAGGCAUAUGAGCGGUCGGAGAGCGAGGAGGUGUCCAUCAUCAUCAAACUGGUGAAGAAAAUUCUGAUAGUUAUCUCCAGACCAGCGCGGCUCCUUGAGUGUCUGGAGUUUGACCCAGAGGAGUUUUACCAGCGUCUGGAGGUGGCAGAAGGCCAGGCCAAAGUGGGCCAUGUCAAAACCGAUAUCCCCAAAUACAUCAUCAGCCAGCUGGGUCUGACCAGGGAUCCACUGGAAGACAUGGUGCAGCUGGAGCAGACCAGCCCAGGGCACAGAGCCUCCAGCAGAGACUCAGAUGACAUUGGAGAGACUUCACCAUUGCAGAGCCGGGCGGCCUGCACCCCUCCUCGCAGGAAACCUCUGGAGAGCGACUUCGAGACCAUUAAACUCAUCAGCAAUGGCGCCUAUGGUGCUGUGUACAUGGUUCGCCACAAAGAGACUCGUCAGCGCUUUGCCAUGAAGAAGAUCAACCGUCAGAACCUGAUGCUGAGGAACCAGAUACAGCAGGUGUUUGUGGAGAGGGACAUUCUGACCUUCGCCGAGAACCCGUUUGUGGUCUCCAUGUUCUGCUCCUUUGAGACCAGGAGGCACCUCUGUAUGGUCAUGGAGUAUGUGGAAGGUGGGGACUGUGCCAACCUGCUGAAGAACAUUGGCCCUCUGCCCGUGGACAUGGCGCGGAUGUACUUCGCUGAGACUGUUUUAGCCUUGGAAUAUCUGCAUAACUACGGCAUUGUGCACCGUGACCUCAAACCCGACAAUCUGCUGAUUACCUCCAUGGGACAUAUAAAGCUGACGGACUUUGGCUUGUCAAAGAUCGGCCUAAUGAACAUGACCACCAACCUAUACGAAGGUCACAUCGAGAAGGACACCCGCGAGUUCAUCGAUAAACAGGUGUGUGGGACCCCAGAGUACAUUGCCCCAGAGGUGAUCCUUAGGCAGGGCUAUGGGAAGCCUGUGGACUGGUGGGCCAUGGGGAUUAUUCUGUAUGAGUUCCUGGUCGGCUGUGUGCCUUUCUUUGGGGACACUCCAGAAGAGCUCUUUGGACAAGUCGUAAAUGAUGAGAUCAUUUGGCCUGAUGGGGAGGAUGCCCUGCCAGCUGAUGCCCAGGACCUUAUUACCAGACUGCUGAGACAGAACCCCAUGGAGCGACUGGGCACAGGUGGCACAGCGGAGGUGAAGAUGCACACGUUCUUCUUGAGUCUGGACUGGAAUGGCCUUCUGAGGCAGAAAGCAGAGUUCAUUCCUCAACUGGAGACAGAGGAUGACACCAGCUACUUUGACACUCGGUCAGAUCGCUACUGUCACCUGGGCUCUGAUGAAGACGAUGAGACCAACGAUGAAGAGUCAUCUCUGGAGCUCAGGCAGUUCUCCUCUGUGGCGCAUCGCUUCAGCAAGGUGUACAGCAGCACAGAGCAUCUGUCCACAUCCACACCGUCCAAUCCAAGUCUGUCGUCUUCCGAGCGUAGCCACAGUGAGGAGAAGGAGGAGCGCUGGGAGGGGAACGUCAUACUAUCUCCGGAGUGUCACAAGCACCUGGCUGCAGACAGGCGGGCAGAUGGACCCAGAGGGAGCCUGCGUCCUCGUGCCUCCUCCAGUUCAUCACAGUCGGAGCGCAGUGCCAGUCCUUUAGUGAUGAACAGCACCCAGAGCCUGGACGUCAUGCCCCGCUUUGCCAUAUCUGCAGAGGAAGAGGACGGUGUGGUGUCAAACUUGCGUCGCAUCCGUCUCCGUAGUAACAGCACUGGCACCCGUCCCUCAUUCAGGAGAGGGGCAUCAAGGAGAAUUGCCCACCAGCUCGAAACGCCCGAGAAACAGAAGCCUGCAGCGGGAAAGGUGCCCAAGUCCGCCUCUGUGUCUGGGCUAUCGCUCAUCAUCACACCAGAUGAAUCAGGCGCUCCUCCCAGCAGCCCAAAGUCGUCCCUGUCCCUGUCGUCCAAUCCUUCUUCGAGAGACUCCUCCCCCAGCAGAGACCUGUCUGUCAGUGUGAGCUGUCUCCGCCCCCCCGUGGUCAUCCACAGCUCUGGCAAACGCUUUGGCUUUGCCCUCAGAGCCAUCCGAGUGUACAUGGGAGACAGCGACGUCUACACUGUGCACCACAUGGUCUGGUGUGUGGAGGAGGGCAGCCCAGCGCACGAGGCCGGGCUCAGGGCAGGGGACCUCAUCACUCACGUCAAUGGAGAGUCUGUGCAGGGCCUGGUGCACACUGAGGUAGUGGAGCUGCUAUUCAAGAGCGGCAACAGGGUGACCCUUCAGACCACAGCCUUGGAGAACACAUCCAUUAAAGUGGGUCCCGCACGGAAAGCCAGCUACAGAGCCAAGAUGGCACGUAGGAGCAAGAAGAGCAAGAGGAAGGACGGACAAGAGAGCAGACGGCGCAGCAUCCUGAAGAAGUUGUCCAAGCACACGCCCCCUGCCCCCCUGCACAGCAGCCGCAGCUUCUCCUCUGGCUUCCACCAGUCCUCCAGCGACAGUCUGUCUGGAUCCCCCACUCAGAGCCUCUCUCCUGGGCCGUCCACUCCCUGUCGCUCCCCUGCACCUGACCAUUCUGGAGACUCCAGCUCCUCUCCUUGCUCCAGCUCGCCCAACUCCCCCGUUCCCCAAGCGCGCCCCAGCUCCCUGCACGUCCUGGGCCGCUACACCAAGGCCGGCCGCUGCAAGUCUACCACCAGUAUCCCCCCCUCCCCUUUAGCCUGUAUCCCCCCUCCCACCCAACCCCUCUCCCCCCAGUGCUCCCCGUCCUGCCUGCCCACCCACCCCAAAUCGCUCCAAACCUUUCACGGCAAGACCCUCUCUCCACCCACCAUCGCCCGCCACUCUGUCCGACCAAGGAGCGCAGAACCACCGCGAUCUCCGCUCCUCAAGAGGGUCCAAUCUGCAGAGAAACUCACUGGGGACAAAAGCCACGAGAGGAAGGCGUACAGCACCAGACGCCACACUAUGGAGGUCCCGUUGUCCGAAAGUGAGGGGUUGGAAGACGGCGAAGCCGAUACCGCUACCACCGGCUUUGUGUGCGUGGGUGAGCACGGUCGGCAGGGUCUGUGCGUCGGAUCUCCACGAUUGGGAACGCACCAGGAAUCACCGCAGCACCGGAGCCAUUCCAAGGAAGUGGUGGUGAUGCGUAAGUUGGCCCUCUCAGAAAGAAGGGACUCAUUCAAAAAGCAGGAAGCAGUACAAGAAGUGAGUUUUGACGAUUUGGAAGAGAAAUCUCCGAGUCCAACGAUGCCUGGGACGCCUCCGAAGGGGUUUAAGGCAUCAUGGAUCAACACGCAAGCGGCUACGUCUACACCACAGUCAAACUUGAACGUGAAACAAGAGGGGAAGCAGAGGGCAAAAUCAAAGGAAAAGGAUUUGUUUCAAAAAUGACUCUUGACGACCUGCUAUACUGUUUAAGUCUACAAAGGCCUUGCAUGUGUCCGAACUACACCAAGUUUCAACUCAACAAGCAUCAAGAAUCACAGUGAAAAUCUUGGUUCGAACAAUGACUGCCAAACAUCAGACAGUUCUAGUUAUUGCUUGUUCACUUGGUAGACCUGUCACGAUAACACAUUCUGAAGCAGGAUAUAUUGCUACACAGAUACACUGCGAUAAACAACAAUAUUGAAACUACACUACUCAUGAACUCAAUACAAAUAAUGCAAGAUAAUCCCAGUAAAACUAUUUUUAUGUACAGUUUCAUUAAAAGACAUGAGCAAAUAAAUAGCAGAAUGAACCAUUUAUUAGCCAAAGAAGUUAUUUAUUCUACCCUCUACAGCUCAAAUCUUAUCAUAUUACAUAAAAUUGGCAAAAAUCUCAACACUAUUGCAAAGAAACUGUACACAUGAUAAAUGGUGAGCCCCAAAAUAUACAGUUUCAGCUUUCAUAUACUGAACGCUAAGUCGAUAUUGUAAUUAUCAGGACAGGCCUAUCACUUGGUUCAGAAAUCACUGUGGAACCCGAAUUGUAAAUAGUUGUGUUUUUAAUGAAGAAACGUAUUUAUGCCUUUUUAUGUUUAACGGUGGAGGCCUUGGAGGUGUGUGCGGACUUUGAAGUUGCACAAAGCUGAAGCGUGUGGAUAGAUUUUGUUAGUGUUUUGGUGACUGUCUGGACUUACAUCGUCAAAGGUUGUCCAACUGUUGUGCAUUUAAAUACAUGUUUAGAAUGAGACUGAGAUGAAGACUCCAUGUGGUGCCAAAGACAGGUAACUUUUUUAAGCUGUUGUAGGAGGUCUUGUCCCUGUACAUAUAUAACCUUUGUGCAUGUUAGACCUCGGCAAUGCCAAAACAUCUGUGAAACUGCUAUGGGAAGUGUAGGAAUAGAUUUUCAAAUAUUUACUGCAUAAGUUGCGUCAUUAACAUAUAAAAUGGAUUGAACUGUCAAAUGCAGUUAAGUGAUUGGGCCUGUAGUCAACUAAAAGACUAAUCGAUCAGCAGAACAUUCUGCUUUUUAGUCUGACUAAUCUCUAUGUGUCUGACCCAAACUGCACUCACAAGACUACACCUGCAUGAGAGUUCAUGCAAAAACAACUAUUUGUGCAGAAAAAAAUACUAGAAAACAAAGUAUUUAUAUAAAGACAGAUAAAACUCAUGAAUCAUGAGUUCAAUAAGCAUUUUUACAUAUAAAUACCAAAAAAUACCAAAUUUUCAGCUGUCCCACUCACUAACUUCUCUUUUCAGCUGUUGUCCCAUAUAAAUCCUUAUAAUCUAAAUAAAGCGAUUAAUUGACUAAACGACUGAAGGACUACACCCCUAGUAUUGAUUGACUAGCCUUAGCAAUCUUAUUAACAUGACGUCUGUAUAGAGAAUACAGAGACUAGAGGAGCACAUCCCCUUGUGGAUUUCUAGUUUAAUUUGAUCUUCUCUCAAAAUUGCCUCAGAAUGAGAUAAAUGUGUAUUUUCUAUGAGAGAUCGUGCAUUUUAAAUGGUUUUAAAUUGAACUAUGCCCUGGAAUAUAAAUCUGCAGUCUUAGACAAAACAGGAUUAUGAUACCUGUGUAAUAUGUGUCCUACUACUACAUAAAAAAUGUCUGAAUUUUUAAAGUUUGAAGUAACUGCAGAAAUGUUUUACUUUAUAUAAAUACGUUUUUACAUAUAGAUUACAUGUGAAUGAGUAAAUAUUUGAUAUGAUAACAGUUAAUUAUGAUAUUGAUUAAUCCUUACAACUACACCAAAUAAUGAUACACGGUCCCCACCUUGAUCAUACUCACAGUGACACAAUGCUAAAAUUUCAAACUCCACUUCGAUUCUAAGGAAUUCACUCAAUACUCAAUACCAAUUAUGAUACCACAGUUAAGAUAAAAAUGCUCUCUUUUUUUUUUGGCAAUAGAAUGUAAUUUUCAUAUACAAACUAAUACUACUUUCAUUGUUUAGCAUGUUGUUUAUUUUUUGGUAUUGAUUAGAAUCUGAUUUUCAAUACUUUUGACAACCUUAAUUCAAUCAGUGGAUUUAAAACUACAGCUUUUAUGCAGUUGUCUCUUCUCCUCUCCCUACAUUUCCCAUACAGGUGUAGAUUCUCCUUGGUGCCCUCUCUCACUCUCUUACUCACUCUCACUCGUUCUCUCUCUCUCACUCUCUCUCUCACACACACACACAGUCACACUCCCUUUCUCUCUCUUUCUCUAUCUCUUCUGUGCUGUUGAACCAUCCCUCCGUCCGACUCCUGACCCGUAGACUUAGCUCGCGUCGUCUUGUGCCUGUCCAACCGUUAAUCCUUCUCUGUACAGUACGCGACUAACCGGCUUCUUUGGCUGUUCAACUGUUUACAUAUAGAGUGUUUGAGUGUGCGAUCUGUCAUUUUUGUUAAGUUAUUCUUUAAAAAAAGGAAAAAAAAUGGGGGUGAUGGAGAAUGAAGAAUUGAACUCGAAGCCUUGAGUGUAUGCGGAAUUGUACUGGUGGAAAUCUCAUUUUUGUAUAUUUUGAUAUUGAAAAUGUCAUGUUGCAAUACUAAUAUCUUAAGCUGUCUUUGUGUUGUUCAAACAGCAUUGGACCUUAUGGUGGACAGCUAUGUGUAUUUUUAUUAAACUCAAAGUAGACUUGAAAUGCCCAACUAAAAAUUAUACAAGUUUUUAAUUCAGCUGUGUCAAUUGUAACUUUCAAUUUUAAAGAUGCACUACGUAACUUUUUAAUUACAGUCUCGGUCUGCCACCUGAUAACCUCUUAGAUGUUAUCGCUUUGCCUGGAAUACUCCACAGUAUGGCAUUAAACGCUCCAAGCGUUGAGAGCACGUUUGCCUCUCCACAGAUCUAACCUGUAACUCGGUCUAAUUGUUCCACCUGCUUGUCUCCAUGUAGAUAUCUAAAUUGUUAAAUGCCAUAGAGUGAAACAUUCUAGCAAAGCAAUAACUUUGAGUCAAGCAGGUAGCGAACUUUUAACCAGAAAUGUUACAUACUGCAUCUUUAAGAACUUAUUUUUUUCUGAAGCCUGGGUGGUAAUUAAUGACUACCUACCAUGAACUGCCUAGAAGACAGAAGACCUAUAAGUACUGUAUUGAUACUUUGCAGUGACAUCAUGCUGGGGGUGUUCCGCAUGUACUAUGUCUAUGGUGGAAUGUUCAGCAGUUACCAUGGUGGCACAAUGCACACAUUAGCAAACACUGCCAAAAAAUGUUUAAAAUAGUCUGAAAACUUAAGAAAAAUACAAACUGGAUGUAAACGGCACAUUUUCAGGAGCCGGUGAUCAACAGAAGUAUCAUGGUUCUUUUUAGGAGAUUGAUUUUACACAAAAAGCUGAGAGUGACUAACUGGAAAAAACUGUUAGCUAAUGCUAGCUAGCUUGUGACUGUAAUUUUAUGUGAGGGACUUGUUUAACAGCACAAAUCAUCUCACCUAUUGUAGCUCCAUCUAAGACUAAAGUCUAACUUUAGUAACAGAGCUUCAGACACAGCAGUGCCUCAGUUUGGAUCACACCCCCAGGGAAUGUUGGAUGACAUCAGCUGCAAAGUAUCAAUUGUAGCUACAGAGUUCAUAAUCCUUAUAUAAUGACCCAUGAAUUAUAGAAAAUGUAUAUUAAUUGAUUUGCGUAGGUUGUAUUGGGGUGUGUCACCGUACUGAACAUGUACCGACAGAAGGCCUAAUGAGUGUCCUGCCGUGUGAUCUCUGGUGAAGACUGAUGUUUGUUUUUAUAUUGUCUUAACAGUGCUUGAAUAAACACCUGCUACAGUGGACUAUUACGUCCACCACUCAAAAAAU